Messenger RNA from Aspergillus nomiae NRRL 13137, 924 nucleotides. Its product is annotated as arylamine N-acetyltransferase family protein. Bases 1 to 924 code for a protein of 307 amino acids. Lineage: Eukaryota; Fungi; Ascomycota; Eurotiomycetes; Eurotiales; Aspergillaceae. The transcript is spliced from 2 exons. The record is from RefSeq and is a predicted model, not a curated record. Gene Ontology annotation, molecular function: acetyltransferase activity.
AUGACAAUAACCAUUCCUUCUCUUACCUCCGAUCAUGUGGAUCGAUACUUUGAGUAUAUUCAGCUACCCCAUGAGUAUAGACGAGAUCGUAAUCCCAAGUUGGAUAUCGCCCUGCUCACUACCAUCCACACCUAUCAUGUGUCAACCAUUCCCUACGAAAACAUUGCCCUACACUAUGCCCCUGAAGCGCAUAUUUCCUUGGAAGUGUCUGACAUCUAUCACAAAUUUGUCGAGAGGGGUCGCGGAGGAUACUGUAUGGAGAAUAAUAUAUUCCUCUAUCAUGUUCUUUCCUUCCUCGGCUUUCAAGUGUACCUAGCCGGGGCCAGGCUUCAUCGUGAUGCCAGGAGCAACUCUCCCGGAUGGUCAGGCUGGGAACAUGCCGUUAACAUUGUCACCCUUGCCGAUCAUACCCAAUACCUAGUUGAUGUAGGAUAUGGUGGCGAUGGGCCCAAGGCCCCACUACCUCUUGAGUCAGGGACAACAACGCCCAACAUUGGUACACAAGAGCUGCAACUGCUGUACGGCACCAUUGAUGGUCUUUCCGACAACAAGCAGCGCAUGUGGAUCUACCAGUUCCGAAAUGCUCCCGACAGCCCUUGGACACCAGCUUAUGCCUUUACUGAAACUGAGUUCCUGCGUCGAGACUUUGAAGUUAUGAGUUUCUAUACCAGUCAACACCCGCAGUGUUUUCUGACUUCCAACCUCCUCGUUAUCAAGUUCUUGCGCGAAGGCAGCAGCCUUUACGGAAAGAUCAUACUGGACCAGGACAAGGUGAAAGAGAAUCUCGGUGGCAAGUCUGUGCUGGUCAAGAUGUGUAGUACGGAGGAGGAGCGGGUUCAGGUGCUCCGGGAUAAAUUUGGUAUAUGCUUAACCAAAGAGGAGCAGAAAGGUAUUAUCGGUCGGAGGUCUGAACUAGUCAAGUAG